GAUGAACAUUCAUCAACCUUGCAUAAUGUUAUAGACGGCUUUGAAAGCAAAAACGAAAUUCGGUUUCGCGUUUGAAGCAAGAAUGGUUGUAGCCGACACAUUUCAAUUCAUGGAUAUAGGUCCAUCUGCAUGCCUGCGCAUCUCUUCGGAUGCAGGGCCUAAAAUGGCGACGGAUCGGACUAAAAGAGCCAUUAAAGUUGGAUUUUACGACAUAGAGAAUACCAUCGGCAAAGGCAACUUCGCGGUGGUGAAGUUAGCGAGGCAUCGCGUAACAAAAAGCCAGGUCGCCAUUAAGAUCAUCGACAAGACUCAACUGGAUGAAACCAACUUAAAGAAGGUGUACAGAGAGAUAGAAAUAAUGAAACUUCUCAAUCAUCCACACAUCGUUAAACUAUAUCAGGUCAUGGAAACGAAGAGCAUGUUGUAUUUAGUGACAGAAUACGCCAGCAAUGGAGAAAUGUUUAAUUACCUGUCCAAUGGUGCUCUUCCUGAAAAAGAAGCACGUAGGAAGUUUGCACAGAUUUUGAGUGCUGUUGAGUACUGUCACAAGAGACAUGUUGUUCAUCGAGACUUAAAGGCUGAGAAUCUCCUUCUCGACCAAAGCUUCAACAUAAAAAUAGCAGACUUUGGUUUUGGUAACUACUACACACCUGGAAGUCCACUGAACACAUGGUGCGGCAGCCCUCCUUAUGCUGCUCCAGAAGUUUUUGAAGGGAAACUCUACCAUGGGCCUCAGUUGGACAUUUGGAGUUUGGGAGUUGUUUUGUAUGUACUUAUUUGCCGUGCUUUACCAUUUGAUGGUGGAACUUUGCCAGCUCUGAGAGACAGAGUACUUGAAGGAAGGUUUCGCAUUCCAUUCUUCAUGUCCACUGAAUGUGAGCACUUGAUCCGUCACAUGCUCGUCAAAGAUCCCAACCAAAGAUAUACAGUCGAACAGAUUAAAAAACACAAAUGGAUGCAAGCCGACCCUGCUGUGAAAACCAUUUUAGCUGACAAUGACGAGGUUAAUUUUGAAGGAGAGAAGAUACUGGACGAGUACAAUGAACAAGCGCUUGAGCUUAUGCAGGGGCUCGGCAUCGACAUAGAAAGAACGAAAAAGGCUCUGGCUGAAAACGCAUAUGACCACCAUACAGCUAUUUAUUACUUAUUGGUGGAUCGAUUACGUCAACACAGAGCCAGUUACCCUCUGCAAACCCAGUUAGAGACCAGACUCCGUCGGCCAAGUGGGAUUGCGGAGGCUGCUGUUGUAAGGGGGAGUAAGAACAAUGUUGUGGUAGUGCCAACUCGCGCUGCUCAACGGACCGUCCCGGCGCAACCUGCGAGACCUUAUAUUCCUCUGCAAUACGCUAUUAAUGAACUUCACGAGCGCAUUCCAACGCCACCUGAAAUAAGGCGGGAAAUCGCUACGGAGUGUGUCAAGGAACUCUCACCGCUUCGCGAACCUGGACUCAAAGCGCGCUCGAUUUCACCGCGGCAAAUGAUAGGACCUUCAUUAUCGCUAGACAAUAGUGUUAACAGAGAAAUGGACUCAGACAUUGAAUCUGCGGUUAUAGAAAAAAUGGAAAGUGAAGACGUCGAUGACAAAAGCCUUAAACCCAGGCGACAUACGGUUCAUACGAUGCCGAAACAACCACUGAUAGUUCCGCCGUAUCACCCUCUCCUUGCCCGCGGUGCUUCGGAAGAAGUGCUGGAGGAAGGUAUUAUCCCAACGUUUCAAAUGAAACCAGCUAUUGUCGUCUCGCAUUGCGGGCCUGGUAAUACUUCUACGUCGUCCGCCUCACCGUUUGUUUCACAUCGAGGCUCAGGACUGCAUUUGCACGAUCCCAGGUCGAAUUUCCACGUGCCGCUCGGGAGGCGUGCGUCGGAUGGGAAUGCUGUGGCAAUUGCUUUUCAACAAAACUUAAGGAUAACGUCAACACAAAACCGAAUUAAAAAACUGCAAUUAGAGCAUCAAAGACUUCAAGAACAAUACCAAAAAUCGCUAUCGCCCUCCGAGCUUACAGAUCAGCAGGCAGUUCACGCCGAGUACAAACAAAAUUAUGAUCAAAUGCGUGAGGAAUUACAAAAACAUUAUGAGGAACUUAUGGCAAACAACGAACAAGACAGAACUGAUGGAAGAAUGGAGCCUGUCGCCGAACAGAAAACUAGUUUUAAACAGGAAAAACAGGCCCCGUAUUUUCAGCCUUUGCAUCAUCAACUUCAACAGCUGCAUAUCGAUGCGAGACACAACCCAUUACGGCGCACACCCUCGUAUAAACAAAAUCCUCACAAACAGGUCUUUCGAACAUCCUCGUAUAAACGCGCGCAAAUAUGUGGCAUGUUGCCCCCGUUAGAGAAUGGAUCGCCGACGGAGUCUCUUGAGAACACAGAACCACUUGUCCAAGCUGAUACUCAGAAUGUGGGAAGAUAUUCUAUAAUCUCGCUUUAAAAAGAAAACUGAUUUUUUUUUGGCGCUUUCGAAUACGUGCAUUGCAGAUUUUAAUUCAUCUUUUAAGCAAAAUACCUAAGGUAUAACUGUUCUCUUGAUAAGAAACAAACAUUGCAUUCUUAUUCCUAUUCGAAAACAAUUCAAUAAGUUCUCUUUAGAAUUCUGUGAAACGAUUAAUGUGUCUGUUUUGCAAAAAUCGUGCUGUCAUGUGGACGGCCAUUACAUUUUCCCUUCAAAAUAUCCAACGCUGGUUCUCAUUCGCCCAAUCUUCACUCGAACUCUAUAAAAAAUCUGCAGCAUGUAUUCGAACUCGUCCAAACAACUAAAGGUCUCUAAUAAUGAACCAAGAAAGGAAAAAAUUGAUCAAUAAGGGAGAGGAUUAAAAAGGUUUGCGAUUGAAGAAGCUCAACUCAAAAUCUUGGCCAAGUUUUUGCUAGAUGCUUGUUUUCAAAGUCGUUACAUCGAGUUUUAAUAGGAACUGAAAAAGUGUUUCGCUUUGUUUUCAACAUCUUUUGAGGUCUUGUUCAUGUUAGCAACAGUUAAAUUAAAACCAGACUGUACUUGGCUACUGCCACUAUAAAAUCACCCUAUAAUAAAUCUAACUACUAAAUUUAUAUAUAUUCUUUAUAAAUAUAUUUCUAAAAAAAGUAAGAGUGUAGGUUUUUUAUGGUCCUUUUCAAAGAGAGAGUAGAUUUCUAAGAUAUAUCAGAGCUCUUGUACAUAGCCAGAGAAAAAUACAGAAGAGAGGAAACGAAACGAGAGAAAUGUAAAUAAGUUCGUUUUCACGCCUCGUGGCUUUGAUCUUGUGAACGCGUAUACAAGCUGUAAAGGUACCUUGCGUUUUUUCCAAAAAACAAAAAUUAAAGCAGAAAAGAAAAUAUA
Molecule: messenger RNA, 3310 nt
Organism: Pocillopora verrucosa
Lineage: Eukaryota; Metazoa; Cnidaria; Anthozoa; Scleractinia; Pocilloporidae
Product: serine/threonine-protein kinase SIK1
Biological process (GO): protein phosphorylation; intracellular signal transduction
Cellular component (GO): cytoplasm
Molecular function (GO): protein serine/threonine kinase activity; ATP binding
Source: RefSeq, a predicted model, not a curated record